Molecule: messenger RNA, 660 nt
Organism: Papaver somniferum (opium poppy)
Lineage: Eukaryota; Viridiplantae; Streptophyta; Magnoliopsida; Ranunculales; Papaveraceae
Product: salutaridinol 7-O-acetyltransferase-like
Exons: 1
Coding region: 1-660 (219 amino acids)
Source: RefSeq, a predicted model, not a curated record
AUGGAUCAAUUCAUUCCUAUUAACCUCCGUUACAAUACGGAAUCAGGUACAUGCAGAGAUAAUCUGGUGCAACUAGUAACUCAAGUUAACAUGUUUGAUUGUGGCGGAAUGGUAGUUGGAGUUUCUGUGUUGCAUAACAUCGCUGAUGCAGCAUCAUUAAGCAUAUUCGUUAAUGCUUGGGCAAGAACAAACGCUCGUAUAAAGAUGAAUGAUGGAGGUCAUUAUGAAGAAGGAGAAUCAAUCAUCCCUACUUUUGACGGUGCUUUUCAUUUUCCUCCGAAAGACGUACCUAAUGUUCUGCCAUUCAAAAUGGAUCCAGGAAACAGUGAUAUCGUUACCGUUUGCAAGAGGUUUGUCUUCGUUUCAUCCAAAAUUGUUGCUCUUAAAGCCAAGGAUGCCAAUAAUUUACAUGUAGCAAACCCGACGAAGGUGGAAUUAGUAACAGCGUUGUUAUGGCAGUGUGCUUCGAACCUAAAGUUUACGGUAGAUUCAAAACCAUCCAUGUUGUGUAUAGCCGUGAACAUACUCCGAAGGAUGGUUCCUCCAUUGUCUGACCAUUCUAUAGGGAGUCUCAUUGCGCUUGCACUAGUAGGACCAUUGAAAAAACCAGGUGAAGAUGAAUUGCAUGAAUUGGUGGGAAGUCUGAGAUCCUCCAUAUAG